CGGAAAAUGAUAAUUGCAGUUUUUUUUCUAAGAGUAAUUCUUGUAGUCCAAUUGUUAUUUUACAAAUUUUCCAUUUCAAAUCUUAUCGGAGGUUUUUAUGACAUACAGUGGAAAAAAGACCAAAAUGCAUGCACGUUUCAUUACAACAGUGGUAUAAACUUUAUUGACUGUAUUGAAGAAUGUCUUCGAAGAAAAAGAUGUGUGUCGGUCAAUUACUCGAGAAGCAAACUUUUCUGUGAAAUAAAUGAACUAGCAUCGUAUUUGUCUUGCCCUCUCGUCCAAAGUGUAGAGGCCGAUGAUUUCAUCUUCAGUGAAAAAAGCUCCUGGGAUUCAAGAAUUGUUGGAGAUUGUUCGUCAAAUCCUUGCAACUUUAAUGAAAUAUGUGUUUCUGUCAACGGGAUUAAGGGAUUUACUUGCGGAAUGUCAGAUUGUGGGUUACCUCCUUCGUUCUUCAAUGCCGAUCUUAAAUCUAAGAAUGAGCAGGUGGGCUCCAAAAUCACCUACAACUACAACUACAAAGGUGAUCAAAAUCCAUUUGGGGUAAAUAAUGACGAAGUGCAUUUCCAAAUGCUGUGUCAGGAUGGAAAUUGGGAGUUUAUUUCAAAUGCCAGCUCCUCUCCGUGUCAAUACCCUGGACUUUUUACCUCGGUGAUAGAAAUGACACUCGGGAUAACAUCGUUCCUUGUACCAAGAGUUUUCAAACAUGGGGAGGAAUGGUUGGUUAUUCAAAGAAGAUGCAAUGGACAAGUGCCUUUUAAUCGGUCUUGGCAGGAAUAUAAAUAUGGAUUCGGGCACUUGGAGACUGAGUUUUGGAUAGGAAAUGAAAUUAUUCACCAGCUCUCCAUUAAUGGAUACGAAACGCUUGGAGUGGAAGUCUAUGCUGAUCAUCUUUUAAAUGCUGGUUACUAUCGAUAUUUCUCUGAGUAUGAGUUCAAAGUAGAUUCAGAAGUGAGAAACUAUCGAGCACAGUUUAACUUCCUAACAGGAAAUCUUUCCGAUUCUCUAACAUACUUCAACGGAAUGAAUUUUUCCACGUGGGACAAAGACAACGACAACCACACUACCGCAAACUGUGCCGCAAAUCACCACGGCGGGUGGUGGUUCGGAUCGUGCCACCCGGCAAAUCUUAACGGAUUGUAUGGUGUCCACCAAACAGUUGGUCUCUCCUGGUGGGUGGAUAGAGGCAUCUGGAUUUAUCCUACCCACACCAUGCUUAUGAUGAAGAAAAACUCACAUAACAUUUAA
Saccostrea cuccullata (small rock oyster) is the source of this 1245-nucleotide messenger RNA. RefSeq names its product ficolin-1-B-like. The transcript has 7 exons. The record is from RefSeq and is a predicted model, not a curated record. Lineage: Eukaryota; Metazoa; Mollusca; Bivalvia; Ostreida; Ostreidae. Bases 7 to 1245 code for a protein of 412 amino acids.